GCUAAACUCAAAUCGAACUGAACUUAAAUCGAAAUCGAAAUCGUUAUCGUAAUCGUAACCGCAAUCGGAGAAGCAAAAAACCCAAACCCAGAAUGUCCGACCAAAUUGAGUCAACGAGCGGCAGGAAGAGCCAAUCCCAGAGCCAAAACCAGACCCAAAACCAGAGCCAGAGCCAGAGCCAGAGCACGAGGCAGAGCCAGUCGUCGCCACCGGAGUCGCCAGCAGCACCGGUGACCGAGGAGCAGGAGGCACCCAGCAGCAGCGGCAAUAGCAGCAGCAGCGCUGACAUUGGCACCAGCGACCCAAACACCGUUGCCCAGGGACCCGAAGCGGCCAAAGAUCUGGACCAUGAAUCUCAAGGCGACAGAACCCAGAAUCGGGACGAGUUUGGCACUCAACGCGUAUAUAAGAAAACGUCGCCGAAUUGUGUGCUCACCCUGUAUUUGCCAACCCGUGAGAUGAUUCUGACCGAUAACAAUCCAUCCGUGCUGCGUGGCAUUGUCUUUGUGGAUCCGAAGGCCAUUCAAGGAUAUCGCGUUUACGCCCAGCUAACGUUGACAUUUCGCUAUGGCCGCGAGGAUGAGGAGGUGAUGGGUUUGCGUUUCUGCAACGAGGCCAUUAUGUCGCUGCAUCAGAUUUGGCCACGCCUUGAAGAGCCGUCGCGCGAUUCGCUCAGUCCACUACAGGAGGCAUUGUUGCGGCGUUUGGGGGAUGGGGCCCAUCCCUUCACCCUGUCGCUGACCGCCCAGGCACCGCCCAGCGUCCAGCUGGUACCGGCCAAGCGUUACUACGGAGCUCCCAUUGGCACCAGCUACGACGUCCGCUGCUUCAUUGCCGACAAGACGGAUGAGAAGUUCCAUCGUCGAGCCGCCGUCAAAAUGAGCGUACGCGUCAUUUAUCGCACCGAUGUCUUUCAUCAGCACUCGGCCCCGGAGCAGUUUGCCGCCUUUGUCGGUCAGCACAAUGCCGCUCCAUCGCCGCCAUCAAGUGCAACGCCACCACCUGGCAACGAUGCGAACGCAGCAGCAGCUGCAGCUACAGCUGGAGCUGGAGGAGCUGGCCACGAGCAACCAUCGUCCUCCAAAGGCAAGGGCUCCAAGUCGGAACGCGGCGAUACGUUUCCCAAGCUGCGUCUAUCGCCAAAGUCAUUUAGGUUCAGCGGUCGCUUUGGGCGCAGCAAAAGUGAAAUUGAGAGAUGCCCCAACGAUCCUUUCCAUUGUUACAGCAAAUCUUUCCAGGAGCAUUGCGACAACAUUGGCAGCGGAAUGUUGCCGCCACACAGCAACGCGGGUGUCGCCGGCGGCAUUGGUGGCAUCAGCGUUGGACCCUGCGGCGGGCCACAGGGCGCCGUGGACAAACCAUUUCUGCUCCAUGACGGCCGAGUCAGCCUGAGGGCCAGUCUCGACAAGGGCUGGUACACGCACGGCGAGAAUGUCAACGUCACCGUCAACAUACGCAACGACAGCCGCAAGACGGUGCGCAAAGUGCGGGUUUGCGCCAUUCAGCACGUGGAUGUCUGCAUGUUCAACAAUGGCAAGUUCAAGAACGUAGUCGCCGAUUCGGACAAUGUGUUGCCGCCGGUUGAUCGGACCGUGCCACCUGGUGGCCAACUCAAUACGACUGUGGCGCUGCGUCCGCAGCGUGGACCUACCAAGAACUGGAUAGCUCUGGAGGAUACACUGCAGCGCAGCACCGAGCCGGAUGAGAUAACUGGCGUCAUCGCCGCAUCGGCUAUACGUUCACCGAACUUUGUAAUGCAGGCAGCCCAAUUGCUAACGGGACAACCGCUGCCCAGUCCGGCCAUACCCAUUGGCAUGCCACAGCCACCAAACACUGCCGCUGGCAAUGUGACGGGUGCACCCGGCUUUGGUGAGGAUCGCAAUGUGUUCGCCAUUUAUGUGUCGUACUACGUGAAGGUCAAGCUAACAUUAAGCGGCAUGGGCGGCGAACUAUCGCUCAAGCUACCAUUUGUCCUUGUCCACAUCGAUGAGUCAAUGCGUCCGUUGGCCGCAAUCGCAGACUUGCGCCUCGAGAAGCUGGCGCUGCACGAUGUGCCCGCUGGCCGCAAGCAAGGUGUGAAGAGGGGCAAAACAGAGACAGCGACCACCUCAACAUCCUCGUCACGGCCAUCGGAGGCAUUGGACGAUGAGCCCUCGACAAGUGCGGCUGCUGCGGCAGCGGCAUCGGCAUCGGCUGCGUCUACAAGUGGCAGGGACAUGAGGCAUCUGGACUGCAUCGAGAUGGCGGAUGAUGAGUUUCAAAUACGUGUGCCGGUGCCAACAAAUGCCCCGUCCCGAUAUGGCACAGGCAGCUCCAAUAAGCGCCGUCUGCAACGUAGCGAGACAUUGGCUGGUGACAUGGAGGUGGAUGAAGAGGAGCAAAUUGAGCAACAUCUGGUGCAGGUGCAUCUGGAGCGGCAGCCCGAGGGGCAGGAGCCAGACAGUCACCAACAGGUUGCCCCCGAAACGGGUGCGGUGCCAAAAUCAACGGAUGUCUGAUUCCGAUUGUGGUCCCAGAUGUUUGCCAAACGCAAGAAGCCGUAAA
This is a messenger RNA of Drosophila grimshawi, 2544 nucleotides long. RefSeq lists its product as uncharacterized. Gene Ontology annotation, biological process: G protein-coupled receptor internalization; signal transduction. The transcript has 7 exons. Lineage: Eukaryota; Metazoa; Arthropoda; Insecta; Diptera; Drosophilidae. Bases 93 to 2498 code for a protein of 801 amino acids. Gene Ontology annotation, molecular function: G protein-coupled receptor binding. Gene Ontology annotation, cellular component: cytoplasm. The record is from RefSeq and is a predicted model, not a curated record.